AUGUCUGCUUUCUACGAAUUGUCAGCGGUGCGAGCGGACGGGUCGCGGUUCCUCUUUGGCGACACGCUCGCCGGGAAAGUAGUGCUCAUCGUGAACGUUGCCUCGCGGUGCGGGUACACGCCGCAGUACUCUGAGUUGCAGCAGUUACACGAGCGGUACUCUCAGGAGGGGCUUGUCGUUUUGGGGUUCCCCUGCAACCAGUUCGGGAACCAGGAACCGGGCACGAUGGAGGAGAUCGUCGCGUUCACGAGGGACAAGUUCGGCGUGACGUUCCCCAUCCUGAGCAAGAUCAACGUCAAUGGACCCAGGGAGGACCCGGUGUACAAGUACUUGAAGUCUCAGCGGGGCAACGCCCUGGGUUUCAAAGGUGUCAAGUGGAACUUCGAGAAGUUCGUCGUCGAUAGAGCUGGGGUCGUACAGUUUCGGUACGGGUCGAAGGAUACGAUGGCAGUGUACGAGAGGGACCUGCGAGCGUUGCUUGAGAAGCGAUGA
This is a messenger RNA of Huiozyma naganishii CBS 8797, 492 nucleotides long. RefSeq names its product glutathione peroxidase. Gene Ontology annotation, molecular function: glutathione peroxidase activity. The transcript has a single exon. The coding region runs from base 1 to 492 and encodes 163 amino acids. Gene Ontology annotation, biological process: response to oxidative stress. The record is from RefSeq and is a predicted model, not a curated record. NCBI's taxonomy places the organism in Eukaryota, Fungi, Ascomycota, Saccharomycetes, Saccharomycetales, Saccharomycetaceae.